AGAAGCGGAGGAAAAAGAAAACAACCCACCAUCAAAGCAACUUGCAGCUUCUUGUGGAGAACGGAAGGAAAAUUCGCUCACUGUGUUUCUAGAACAAGUUUCUGGUGCGUGUGCGGUGCAUUUUGGGAUUAGGGAAAGCGUAGCUUUAAGAAACAAGCCCCAUCUCUAAAUCCUGACGGCGAAGACCGAGUCGCAACGUUGCAAAAUUAAACGUAAGCCCUCGGGUUCGGUGAGUAUUCUCACACGAACAAAAUCGCAGCUGCGGAAAGUCUUCUCAGGAAUGAGCGACGGUAAAGUUAAAAAAGACGCAACUAACAAAGAAAUUAUCACGAUGAGUGACGCUGCCGGAUACCUGGACCGUUUCGUCGGCGAUGUGAGCAAAAAGUCGGCCACCAAACAGAUACUGAUCGGUGCCGGCAGUGGAUGGGCAACCGGUUACAUCACAAUGAAGGUUGGCAAAAUGGCAGCGAUCGCAGUUGGCGGUGGUAUCAUCCUGCUACAGAUGGCCAACCAGCAGGGCAUCAUUUCGAUCGACUGGAACAAGGUGCAGAAGAAGGUGGACAAAGUGACCGACAAGGUGGAGGAAGCCGUCACUGGCCAGGGACCAAGUUGGGCGGAUAAGGCGGAACGUUUCGUCGAUCGUAAGCUAAACCAGGCCGAGGAUGUGCUGAACAAACGUACGAAAAAGGCCAAAAAGUGGUACACCAAUCUGAUCGGCGAUGAGACAGGCUGCAAGGUGAACGAUCUACACAUUUUCCUGUGUGCCUUUGCGGCGGGUGUUGCCAUCGGUGUCGGCACAGCCUAAAGCGUGCCGCCCCUGUGCCCACGGGGAACGCUCGCAUGCACCCAGAACUGCUGCUGUAAUGCUCGUCGGAAACUGUAGGUGGAACCGAUCCAUAACCAAUCGAAAGUCUGUACGUACACCUUGAGGUAGUUUUUGGUUAUGGACUUUGCUAACGAACCGCGAACCAUAUAAAAAUUGCUAACGGAUUCGUUAACACAUCCAAAGCAUGAUUCGUAAAUGUUCUUAGUCGACGCAAACAACCGGAACCAAAAAGGGGGUGAACCUCACCGAAUCUCGAUCAUGUACCAUCGUUCCGAUUCUGUUUCUAUUUUCUAUCCGUACCCUGCCAAGUUCCGCGGUCGUGUUAGCAAAGUGAUUUGAUGUUUUGUGAUUCUACACGAUAAGUGCGAUUUUCCACACAGGAAUAUUUUGAAAUCCCAUUCUUGUGUUGUUAGAAUUUAAGUACAAUGCAAGCACUCGAAAUACGCCUUGGCCCACUCGUUCUGUACUUAACCGUUGCCGAUGGUAGAUCUAAUGUGAGGAACAUGAAAGCAAAACAACCGUCGCGAAUAAUAAGGGGAAUACGAAAUGGCGCACAACACUAACGAUCGAUCAACUAAUGUAUUACAGCACUGGAGCCUCACUGUCAGGCAGGCACUUGUUUUCCUGGCAAUAUUACCCCUCUAGACCGGACUGAAACAAGAAACAAUCAGUAGAACAGCUUUUAGUUUUUUUUUUUGAGUUAUAAUCUGCUUAAAGAAAAGAAAAAGACACCCAAUACCAAAAACAGCAGUUAGUCAGGCUCUUUAUGUCGCAUAUCGUACGCAUAUAUUCAUUUACUAAUUUGUUAACUAUCGUUUCCUCACAAACGGUAAAAUAUUUAUGCUUUUAUUACAUGGAUUCUCAUACCUACAUAUAGUAGAAGAAAAGAAAAGAAAAUGCCACACAAUAAAUGGAUAAAAUAUUACUCCUACUACUGUA
Messenger RNA from Anopheles stephensi (Asian malaria mosquito), 1765 nucleotides. RefSeq names its product FUN14 domain-containing protein 1. Gene Ontology annotation, cellular component: mitochondrial outer membrane. Gene Ontology annotation, biological process: autophagy of mitochondrion. The record is from RefSeq and is a predicted model, not a curated record. The transcript is spliced from 4 exons. The coding region runs from base 281 to 805 and encodes 174 amino acids. NCBI's taxonomy places the organism in Eukaryota, Metazoa, Arthropoda, Insecta, Diptera, Culicidae.